Messenger RNA from Paramecium octaurelia, 1747 nucleotides. The record is from the annotation of a GenBank genome assembly. Lineage: Eukaryota; Ciliophora; Oligohymenophorea; Peniculida; Parameciidae.
AUGAGUCAAAAUGAUAAUUAUUUCCCAUUGUCUUACAACGAUCACAAUCACCCACUCCAGAAGUGGCGUUUACACAGCAACUCCAUGCAUAGCCAACCCCUCAUUAAAAUCGAUUUUGAUCAUAAACCUAAAAUGGUAUAUCAAUUGCCAGAUGUAUUCAUGACAAGUAGACUAAAUUAAUUAAAAGUAACUUAAAUCUUAACAUCUAGCAAUCCUUUUGUGAAAAUCCUAAAAAAAGCAGAAAAGCAAGUAAAGUAAGUUUGAACAGUUUAGAGGUAUCCCCUAAAAUUCCAAAAUUGACUAAAAGCAAAGAACACAAGGACAAAGAACUAUCUGAGCUACAUAAGAGUUACUGUCAAUUUAAGUAUAAUACUAUAAUAAUAUUCCAAAUAGAAAAUCACUCAAUCGAGUUAAGAAAUAACACCUAAUUGCUGAAAAUAAUUGUGAAAUCAAUCCAAUGAAUCCAAACUCAUCCUUUUACUUAAAUGGAGUCAAAUUACCUUACAGUUUGUACGUUAUCAAUAAGAAUCGCUAAAUGGCCAUUACUAAUUUAAUGAAUAAUGCAAGUCCGCAUGCUCAUGAGUAAUCGUAAUAGUAGAUUUAAAUGAUUGACAAUUAAAUCAAAAAAGUUCGUAAUAUUGGCCCUUAUAUCAGGGAUCUAAAAUCAGAGCAAAUAAAAAUUGAAGGAAUACAGGAGUCGAUCUUAUUUGCAAAAUGCGUACUACUCAAUGUUGUGUGUGAACUCCGAUUCCAAGAAGAGGUUAAAGAAGAUUAUACAUCGAUAAUUCCCUCAAGAGUCUCGUUUCUAGCAGUUAUGAACAAAAUUUUAUUAUAUAUAAAUUAAUAUUUGUUAAUUAUGAUUACUUCGCCUAAUCUCAUCGACUCUAAAUUUUAUGAGUUAUAAAAUAGCACUCUUGCAUCCAAAUCAGAUCACGAGGAAUUCAAAUAAAUAUUACUAAGAUUGUGGAUUCAGAUCUCGAAAUCUUUUAAUGAAGACUUUGAAGAAAUCCUGCAAUUGGGCAUCAAUUCAGAUAUACAAGAUGUCAUGAAUGCUAUUUUGAUCAUUGAGGAGGCGAGACUAGAGCAAAUCAAAGUAUGAGGUUAUGUUAUAUUUUAAGUGCGAUAGAUAAUAGAUUUAGCUUCUCGAAGAUGAACUCAAGGCCAUUAAACAAUAAAAUGCCACUCCUUCUGGAAAUGAUGAACUAAGAGAAACGCAAAAAUAGUACAGAGAAUUGAGUGAGCUUGUCAUUUCAUUAAAAUUAUCAAAUGAAGAUAAAGAGCAAUAAAUUUUGGAGUAAACCAAAUUAAACAAAAAACUAUAGGUUGAACUCAAUCUAUUGACAUCUAAAAUCAAUAAUUUAUCAUUAGCUUUGGUUCAAUCUAAGGAAGAAAAAAUCUAGUACAUGGAACAAUCAUAAAAAGAAAUUAAAUUAUUGAUGGAAAAGGAGUUAUAACAAAGCAAAAUGAUUCAGAUUUUACAGAUCCAGAAAAUUGAAUUGGAGAACAUGCUCAAAAAGUCCAGUCAAAGGAAUUCAGUUGAAUCAUCAAAUCACUAAGCCUCUUAAACUUUCAAAGAGGAUGAUCAAGCCAGAAUUCUAAGUUGUUCACCAAGUACGAUUUCACCAUAUUUUAAGGAACCACUCAUAUUGAUAUAUCAAAAAUUGUUUUAUAAAGUCUCUAAAACAAAAAAGCUGAAAUGGUUUCAGGAUAGUCACUUUCACAAAUUCCUUAUAGAUUUGGAAAAUGA